UCGACUCUACUAACUUCUACACACACGCGAUGCAAAUAUGUCUCGCUCUAACAGAAAUAACCUGGUUGGUAUCCAUAGUCUGCACAGCCGCAAUCCCGAUAACGACGAAAGCAUUGUUCGACGAAGCACCAGUAACACCAGUAUAGGUACAAACAGCUCCUCUGCAGCUCCUCCCUUACGCAACAGUCAACUCCUUAUAAACGAUCAUGAUACUGAACUCGACUGGCGCUAUCUUUCCACCACAGAAACAUACAGCUCCGAGUGUUCGGCACCUAUGGGGGAUGAUGAAGUCGAUGAUUUAGAAAUAGACCAGGCAACUGUUGACCCGACAGUCAGAUUGAUCAGCAAUAGUAUCAAACACCAACGUGGAUUGGGCAGUCGUCCUUUGCAGACUUUUGCUACAUCGCCAUCUUCAGCCUCCGGCAUGUUUUCGACUUCGCCUGGAAAACCAACAACUCAUGAGGCAGACAAGAGCACUGAUACUAUCAAAAAUAUGCGUGCGCGUGCUCUGGAUAAGAUCAACGGUAGGAAAGAAUCAUCAUCCAACUUGGACUCCGCCUACAGCAAUACCAGCGCCGGCACCACCAGCAACAAGAAUAAUGACGACAAAGCCAACAAUGCUUCAAAAAGAGUUACCAUCACGUUGUCAACUGCUCAAGGAUAUGAUUUCUUACCAAACCAGUCUUCCACAACCACAAAAGAGGAAAUUUUUGCGUCCCGAGCGUCUGGACAUGGCAGGAGUGGAAGUUUUAGCAAUGGCUCUGGCAUCAGACUCAAGCGGAGGUCGCUUGGGCCUUCAUUAUCCGUCCACCGUUCUGUCGUUACAAGAGUCUCGCAACCAGAAGCCCACCACACUAUACCUGAAACUGCAACCCGCCUUUCUUCUCAAAACAACGUUAUCAAAAAACAUAAUUCUGGCCCUUUUAAAAAUCAGAAAGAACAGUUACGUUCGACGUCUGAAGACGAGCCUGAUACUGUAAAGUCUCGCAAUACAACUGCAGCCAAGGGUGGAGGUAUACUUGUGAGCGAGCUCAGAGCUUUAAAGGCGCGUGUUGAGGAGCUUGAGUUGGAACGAAUGAACCGAUCGCUCUCGGAUCUUCGUGUCCAAAGUCCGCAAACCAUGACCAUCCAGUACCAGCAGAGGCAACAACAGCAACGGGAAUUAGAGGAGCAACAGCAGCCCUCCUCAACCCACUCUGAAAAAGUCCGGCAGCUCAUGAUGGAGAGUCAAAAUCGAGGUUUGACGAAAACCAUGGAUUCAUCUAGUGGUCCCUUACGGUCCCCUAUUUCUAUCACAGCCGCAACACCAAAAGAACGAUCCUCUUCCUUUAAUAUGGACCGCUUGGAGCCUCCUGUCAGAAUUGAUAGCCCACUUCGCAUAGCCUCUAUGGCAGCAACUCCACAACCAACAACACAGCAUGUGGCUCUUCUGCAAGAAGCGUUCAGAGCUUUUGAAAAGACCAUGUCUAUGGGUCAUCAUAAUGGGUCAGGGAUGCAUGCAAGUGUUCAAGCCAUGAGUAAGGUCGUGACCAAUGCUGUUAAUAUGAAUCAGACUAUCCGCACUUGGAUUAAGGCCGACAUAGCUCUUGUGGACUCUUCGUCCAUGGCUGCCCUUGGACGUGCCAGUGAUGAGCAAAUUCGGAGCCUGACAGAAUCUUUGUUAGCCAUGACAACAACUUCUCUUGCUCUAGAUCGCUCAUUUCCUCAGUCUGAAAUGGCUAUAAUGAACCAAUCUUACUCUCCGAUUCCCGCAGGCUCUCUUCGAUUUGCGCAGGGCCAGCGGCUGUCCCUUAUAGGGAUUGGCUCCAGUCAAGAACCAUCGCUAUUACAACAAAACGCCCCGGAGUUCAUAUCAAGUCAGCAACGCCGACAGAUAAAUGUGUCCAGUGAGCAUCCUGUGAUGGAAUCACCACAAGCUAUGCGUCAUUGCCCUCCUAUUCUUCAGCGCCAGAGUCAAUCACCUGCGCCUGAGGGCACUGAGGCAUCUGUACAGUUGGCUAGACGACAGAAUAAUGUUCGAAACAUCAUGGCACGGUAUGCUCACGCGGGCUCUAGAGCACCUGCAUUCGGUCAAUCCAGCCAAGAGAACAAUACAGACAUGGAUCAGCUCCGUCACGAGGAUGUUAUGAGUAACUAUCUGGAGCAACAACAACAGCAAUAUAUCGAGAGCAAUAUCUAUCAAACGCCUCAAUACUCGCAAGAUAAUCCCGACGGCAUGCCAGCCUCUGUAGAGGUUCUAUCCUCAGGCCAUCCGGGAGUGGUACAUGGAAGCCGUCGACCAUUGUCUCAACAGGAGUUAUACAGUUAUUCAGGAACAUCAUCCAGAAUGUCAGUGCCUCAGAUCCGUAAAGGAGUUGGCAUUCAUCGGUCAGGUCGUUAUGCUCACGACAAAGUCUUUUCUGAAGACGAAAGCAUUGGAGGCUGGGACACCAUGAGUAGUACUGAGCAAGCUCCACAUCAGCAACGUAGGGCCUCCCAAAUUGGGAGGUAUGCGUUACGACUGCAACAACUACAUGGACGUCAUGGGCAAUUACAGCCACUACACCAACAAUUGGAUCAAUUUGAACAACAACAGAAUCAGCAGCAGCAGCGGCAGCAGCAGCGGCAACACGUCAGGCGUGGUGAAGAGUAUUCCGAUGGAGCUGAGAGUGACAUGUUUGCAGAGAGUAUAGUUCCACUCUUUGCACAACGCUCCCAGCAAGGAACCACAGCCAGGAUAUCUCAACACCUCCAUCACCAAGAUAUGAUGAUGAUCAAUCCUGCGAUGCCAUCACCCAAUUCAUCUCCUUCUUCCUCCUCACGAUUGGACGCACCAUCCGUAGUCUCAAGUAAUAGUCACCAUGGGGGACUAGCUUCUGUAGAUGUUCGUAAUCAUUUCUCGCCUCGUGGACCGGCCGAUCCUACAUCCUUCCCUCGACAACAAAGCAUCAGUAGUAUCUCCGGCCUUAGUGAUGACAGCCAGUUUAGUCCACGGGGGUCAUUACAGCAGCAAAGGCAAAAGACACUUGCCCAUCAGCGUGUACAACAGCAGCCUUUACAUUCGUCGGACGGCAUGUCACCACAGGCAAAGGCUCGUCUGCAACAGAUCCUUAAUGAGAGCUAAAG
Molecule: messenger RNA, 3105 nt
Organism: Lobosporangium transversale
Lineage: Eukaryota; Fungi; Mortierellomycota; Mortierellomycetes; Mortierellales; Mortierellaceae
Exons: 1
Coding region: 38-3103 (1021 amino acids)
Source: RefSeq, a predicted model, not a curated record